AUGAGGCUCGCAAGCGCUCUCCUCUCCCUGGGCCUCCUGUGCUGUCCUGCCGUCUUGGCCGACAUGGUCAAGGACGGGAGCACAUGCACAGUCACGCCCAAAUCCGCCCUGAAAACGUUACGGUCUCCCCGCCCCACCGUCCAAUCUCCUCGCGCGCGCCGCGGCGCCGAGGUCAGCUACGAGCAGACGGGCCCGUACCCUCGAGCCGACCCGGCCCUAGGCCUCCCCGAAAAUUGGGAGCCCCGGAAGCGCGAACCGCAGUUCGGCGGCGGCGGCGGUCAGGCGAGCGCCGACGACGACACGCCGGCCAUUCUCGACGCGUUCAAGCAGUGCGGCCAGGAUGGGCACAUUAUCCUCGAGGAGGGCGACUAUAUGAUCCGGCAGGUCAUGGACACGACGAACCUGCGCAACGUCCACAUCGACAUCUAUGGACACUUGGAAUGGAGCGGGGACAAUAUCCAGUACUGGCUGUCCAAUUCCAUCUCCGUCACAUAUGCCGGCCGCUCCACUGCUUGGAGAAUCGGCGGCACCAACAUUACCAUGCUGGGCCACGGCAAAGCGCUCUUUUUGGCAACGGGCAGAUAUGGUACGAUCAGAAUCGCAAUCAGGGAAACCAGAAUGGGCGCCCCAUCAGCUUGA
Parascedosporium putredinis is the source of this 639-nucleotide messenger RNA. The record is from the annotation of a GenBank genome assembly. Lineage: Eukaryota; Fungi; Ascomycota; Sordariomycetes; Microascales; Microascaceae.